Molecule: messenger RNA, 2055 nt
Organism: Closterium sp. Yama58-4
Lineage: Eukaryota; Viridiplantae; Streptophyta; Zygnematophyceae; Desmidiales; Closteriaceae
Source: the annotation of a GenBank genome assembly
AUGUUCAAGGAGCAUCGCAACCGUCCGUUGCCUCCUCUGGCCAGAUCCGGUUACUCCGAUCCUUCUACUCUCAUCUCGCGCGAAUCCAGCCGUCUGUUUGAGCAGUCAGCAGCUGUCAGGCUCCUGCGAACCGGCAACCUCGCGGCUCGAGAAGUGGCAAAGGGAGCGGCUCGAGAAGCCAGGGAGAAAUGGAGCCACUUGUUGCAAGGCGCCGCGGAUCGGUGUCGUCCUCCUGUCUUUUUUUUUCCGCCUCUCGCACGGACCUUCGGCGCCGCGAGCCUCGCGGCGUCCAAGUCGCAGAUCGCGCCGCGGCUAGUGGCGAUUAUUCUCGGGGAAGCAGCGCUUCGGGGGACGUCCGGUCGAGACGGUUCGGGUAGAGACGGAUCGUGCGCGCACGCGGAGCAGAUGUUCGGCGCAGCGCAGCUCAAGUCGCAAGUGCAGGCACAGCACCACACCAACCCCGUUAUAGACUUCCUCCUUGAAACGCAAGAAGCGAUCCGUCUGGCUCUUCGCACCGUGUACCUGAUUUUUCUUUUCCUGCCCGCGAUCGUGACUGGCCCGUUCGCGGAUAUGGCUGGAGGGCAGUUCCGGCAGCAGUGGCUGGAGCUGGUACAUAGAACGCUAGAGUACGCGGGAGCGGCGUUCAUAAAGUGGGGUCAGUGGGCGGCGACGCGGCCCGACUUGUUUCCUAAAGACAUGUGCGCGCAGCUGUCGAAGCUGCACACGAAGGCGCCGGCGCAUCCGUUCAAGACGACGCAGCGCAUCGUGGAGCGCGCGUUCGGACGGCGAUUGGAGGAGAUGUUUGAUGAGUUUGACGAGGAGCCCGUCGCGUCGGGGAGCAUUGCGCAGGUGCAUCGCGCGGUGCUGACGAGCCGCUAUCCGCGCGCGGAGCCGAAGAUGGUGGAGCCGCCGCGCAUGGUGGCGGUGAAGGUGCGCCACCCGGGCGUGCGCGAGGUGAUCCACCGCGACUUCGUCAUCAUGAACUGGGUCGCGCGCGCCACGAGCCUCGUGCCGGGCCUGCAGUGGCUGCGCCUCGAGGACAGCGUACAGCAGUUUGCAGUUUUCAUGAUGGCACAGGUGGAUCUAGCCAGAGAGGCCGCCCAGCUAAGUCGCUUCAACUACAACUUCCGCCGCUGGCGCAGCAUCAGCUUCCCCAAGCCUCUAUACCCGCUCGUGCAUCCCGAGGUGCUCGUGGAAACGUUUGAGUCCGGGCAGAGCGUGGCUCGGUACGUGGAUCGGGCCGAGCCUGGCGGCGUGCGGAUAGCAGCUGCCAGCGCAACAGAAGGCAGGCCGGAGGGCGGGCAGGGUGCGGAGGGACUAAGGGAAAGGAAAGCGGAAGGGGCAGAGAACGGGGGUGAUCCCAAGGGAAAAAAGAAGCGGCGGUGGCUGCUGCGGGGGCGGCCGUUCAAGCAGUGGUGGGAGAAGCGGGCGGGGAACAAACUCAACAUGGAGCUAGCCGAGCUCGGCUCACACACGCUCCUCAAAAUGCUCCUUGUAGACAACUUCAUUCACGCGGACCUGCACCCGGGGAACAUUCUCGUGCGCAUGCAGCGCGGGCAUCUGCCGUCGGCGCCGGAGGAAGGGGUGGGGCUGGCUUUAAGUUCCCACCCGCACAUUGUGCUGCUGGAUGUGGGCAUGACUGCGGAGUUAGAGCCAAGGUUCAGAGCGAACAUGCUGGACUUUUUCAAGGCCAUUGCCGUGAGAGAUGGCCGGCAGGCCGCUGCGUGCACGUUGAAGUUUGCUGAUAAGCAGAGCUGCGCCGACCCCGACGCAUUCAUUCAGGACGUGGACAACUCCUUCAAGGAGUGGGACGCCACUGGCCUGCGCAUCCCAACGGGUGACUGCAUGCAAGACCUGCUGGAACAUGUGCGAAGGCAUCGGGUGAACAUUGAUGGAAAUGUGUGCACAGUGAUCAUCACCACCCUCGUGCUCGAGAGCUGGCAACGCAAACUUGACCCUGACCUGAGCAUCAUGGACCAUCUUCGCUCCCUUCUCUUCAGAUCCGAUUUGGCAGAGAGCUUCAAUUACACAAUAGAUGCAAUCAUGGCGCCUUAG